AUUAGUUAAGCUGAAAAUCAUUUUUGACUGUUUACUGAGACCAAUGGGGGAAGAGUGAUGGUGCUGGUGCUGUUAGUGAGACCAUAGAUCUUGAGCUCCCAAUCUCCACAUCACUGACUUUAACCUGCUUCCUUUCUUUCUAGUAGCCCUUCACACUUCUAAGUGAGAUGAUCACCAUAAUUCUUUCCAAUAAUUCUCAUCACUUCCCACAUACCUUCUUCUUGGCUGGCAUUCCAGGACUGACUGCUGCCCACAUUUGGAUCUCACUUCCCUUUUGCUUUAUGUUCUUCCUGGCAGUGACUGGGAAUGGUGUCCUGCUUUUUCUCAUCCGGACAGAGCACAGCCUUCACCAGCCCAUGUUUUUCUUUCUUGCCAUGCUCUCCUUUGUUGACUUGGUUCUCUCCCUCUCUACUCUGCCCAAGAUGCUGGCCAUCUUCUGGUUUGGUGCUACAGCUAUCAGCUCCCACUCCUGUCUUUCCCAGAUGUUCUUCAUCCAUGCAUUCUCUGCUAUGGAGUCAGGAGUGCUGGUGGCCAUGGCUGUGAACCGCUUCGUGGCCAUCUGUAACCCACUACAUUAUGCAACCAUUCUUACCCCGGUCGUUGUUGCCAAGAUUGGAGGCCUGGUAGUGCUGCGAGGUGUGGGAUUGACCAUCUCCUUUCCAAGCUUGGCCCGUCGGCUGUCCUACUGUGGCUCUCACACGAUUGCCUAUACCUACUGUGAGCAUAUGGCAGUAGUGAAGCUGGCCUGUGGGGCCACCACUGUGGAUAACCUCUAUGCCUUUGCUGUGGCAAUCUUUCUUGGUGUGGGGGAUGUGGCCUUUAUUGCCUACUCUUAUGGGCAGAUUGUGAGGACCGUGAUUCAUUUUCCUUCACCUGAGGCACGUGCUAAAGCUGGCAGCACAUGUACAGCUCAUGUCUGUGUCAUCCUCUUCUUCUAUGGACCAGGCUUUCUUUCUGUAGUCAUGCAGCGCUUUGGCCCACCCACAGCCUCUGCUGCUAAGGUCAUCCUUGCCAAUCUCUACUUGCUCUUUCCCCCUGCACUGGACCCCAUUGUCUAUGGGGUCAAGACCAAGCAGAUCCGGGAGCAGCUGCUUAAAAUGCUGAGACCCAAGCAGAUUGAUCCCACCUGA
This is a messenger RNA of Lynx canadensis (Canada lynx), 1130 nucleotides long. Its product is annotated as olfactory receptor 52K1-like. Gene Ontology annotation, cellular component: membrane. The record is from RefSeq and is a predicted model, not a curated record. Gene Ontology annotation, molecular function: olfactory receptor activity; G protein-coupled receptor activity. Bases 168 to 1130 code for a protein of 320 amino acids. The transcript has a single exon. Gene Ontology annotation, biological process: G protein-coupled receptor signaling pathway. NCBI's taxonomy places the organism in Eukaryota, Metazoa, Chordata, Mammalia, Carnivora, Felidae.